AUGUGGUCGUCUGUUUCCUCUUCGCGCCCGCACUUGCGGCAGUGGGUGAAGGAGUUCGGGUCCGUGGUCCGACUCCCUUUUAAACGACGACAACGUUGUACGCUGUGCAGCAGGAGCAACGGAGUUCUCCGAAAUGAUGGGGAUCGAUGCAUUCUCAUCGAUUUUAGUGGAGCGAGCAAUAUAAAAAGAGCGAAAAUUCUGAAAAAGGGCCAGCCUGUCAGGGCGACACCUCUUGAUAACAUCGAGAAUAUCGAGGCCCAGGAAGUUGACUCUGAUGAAGAUGGAAAAAAGGAGGAGGAUGAAAAAAUCAUGAUUGGCAAAGGCACCGCAUAUGGUUCAUUCACAAAUUCCGCCCAGCAAACCCUGAAAGAGCAAAUGGCAUUGGUGACGAACGGAAAUUGUGAUAAGCUUGCUUGGCGUGGUGCCGAAUUGCGUGAACAUUUCCGUAUGGUCUGGAAAAAUGAUGGGAAUUUGCUAAAGAAGAUGUUUCCUGAUGAGAAUUAUUGCCCGAUGGAUAUACUGUUUUGUGAGACUGUUCAAGUGCCGCCGACGAAAUAUCGACCAAUUCGAAUUUUCAAAGGCGACAAAUUUGAAAAUCCACAAAGUGUUAAUCUCCGAAAAGUACUGGAAGCUUCGGAAACAAUUCGUGCAAUUCGCCUAGCACUCACCGGAAAUAACGAUAAAUCACUCCUU
Messenger RNA from Gongylonema pulchrum, 693 nucleotides. Lineage: Eukaryota; Metazoa; Nematoda; Chromadorea; Rhabditida; Gongylonematidae. The record is from the annotation of a GenBank genome assembly.